Lutzomyia longipalpis is the source of this 4043-nucleotide messenger RNA. RefSeq names its product cystathionine beta-synthase. The transcript is spliced from 11 exons. Gene Ontology annotation, cellular component: cytoplasm. Bases 770 to 3811 code for a protein of 1013 amino acids. NCBI's taxonomy places the organism in Eukaryota, Metazoa, Arthropoda, Insecta, Diptera, Psychodidae. Gene Ontology annotation, molecular function: cysteine synthase activity; cystathionine beta-synthase activity. The record is from RefSeq and is a predicted model, not a curated record.
AUUUUCUAUGGGUGUUAUUUUACCAUUUGACGGAGAAGUCUCAAAAUGCAUAUUCAAUAAUCUACAUACUAGAAUAUUUCACGUUCUCUUUUACCCUUUUCUUAGAGCGUCGACAAUGAUACGAGUUUUUUUUUUUAAACUGACCUUUAUCCGAUUUUUAUUUUUUUAAUUUACUUUAAUUUACCAUUUUAUUGAUUUAGUAAAAAAAAUUACAAUGAGUUCACCCAAAAUUUCUCAGUAGGGCAUAUUGUGUCUUAUCUCCCUUUUGCACAGGUGUUCAAAACUAUAAACAAAAAUAAAUAAUAAAAAUACUUUUUCUACACCCUGUAUCUGCCAGCUUUAGUGUAUGUGGUGGUGUAUGCAUACAUAAUGAUUGUAUGCCUUAUAUAUAUUUAUAUACUGAUUAUAUAUUUUUACACAUACGUUCACAACCGGCAUUAGAGAGAGGUAGAAAAUACAAAAUAGUGUAUAAGUGUAAAAGAGAAAUAUUCACUGAGAAUGAGACAAAUAUAGGUACAUAAUAUUUAGUAAAUGAAACAAAAAUGAAGUACAAUCUAGUUAAAUAAAGUUAAUAAGCAUUCGUUUUGGUCAUCAAACCUCACUCUCUAUUUAUCCGUGAACAGUGUUAAGCUGUUGGUUUUUACUUAAAGUGUUGCGCUUAUCAGUGGUAAUCAUAAAUCUUUGUCAAAGUGUAUGAUUAAUUAGUUGUGAACAACAGAUUAUCAGAUUUGCUGAAAGUUGAGAAUUUACAACACAACAAGUCAUCAAGAUGCAGAGCAACAAUCAGGAGAAUGACAUCUCCAAAGUAAUGCCGUACUUUGUGCGUCCGGAUUUACCAUCUAAAUGCACAUGGUUGGCUGGAAAAGAAAGAGCUGAAUGUCCUCAUACGCAGUGGAAAUUAACUGAACGUCCUAAAGUUAUGCCAAACAUUUUACAUGCUAUUGGUCAUACACCUCUCGUUAAGUUGAAUCAUAUUCCGCAAGCUGAGGGCAUUGAAUGCGAUAUGUAUGCAAAAUGUGAAUUCCUGAAUCCUGGUGGUUCAGUAAAAGAUCGCAUUGGCUUUCGAAUGGUAGCUGAUGCCGAAGAGAAGGGAAUCCUAAAGCCCGGUUGUACGAUAAUUGAACCAACAUCGGGAAAUACUGGAAUUGGUCUGGCGAUGGCUUGUGCGGUAAAGGGCUACAAAUGCUUGAUUGUUAUGCCCGAGAAAAUGUCCAAUGAAAAAGUAGAUGCUCUGAAGGCUCUCGGUGCAAAGAUUAUUCGUACCCCAACUGAGGCGAGCUUUGAUUCACCGGAAGGACUUAUUGCUGUCGCGCAAAAGCUCCAAAAGGAAAUUCCGGAUUCAGUGAUCUUGGAUCAGUAUCGCAAUGCGAGCAAUCCAGUUAGCCACUAUGAUGGAACUGCUGCUGAAAUUCUUCAUCAACUAGGUGGGCAUGUGGAUAUGGUUAUCUGUGGUGCUGGAACAGGAGGAACAGUUAGUGGAAUAGGACGAAAAAUGAAAGAGGAAUGUCCUUCGUGUGUGGUGGUUGCAGCUGAUCCAGAAGGAUCUAUUCUAUCACUACCGGAUGAGCUAAAUAAGACCGAUGUGUCUUUCUACGAAGUUGAAGGAAUUGGCUAUGAUUUUAUCCCAACUGUUCUAGAUCGUUCAGUUGUGGAUUUAUGGGUAAAGUCCAACGAUAAGGAGGCCCUUCCUCUGGCACGAAGAUUAAUUAGCGAAGAAGGACUCUUGUGUGGCGGAUCAAGUGGUACAGCAAUGUCCGUUGCAUUGAAGGCAGCACGAAAGCUAAAGAAAGGUCAAAAAUGCGUUGUUAUCCUACCUGACGGAGUAAGAAACUACAUGACCAAAUUCAUCUCAGAUAAUUGGCUAGAAGCAAGGAAUUUGAAGGAAACCGAAAAUGUUCAUAAUCACUGGUGGUGGAAUAAGAAAGUAAACGAAUUGGAUUUAACAGAUUUAAUUAAAUUUGUUUCUACGGAUAAAAUUCAACAAGUGGUCAAUGUGCUGAAGAAGAACAAUUUUGAGUAUGCAGUGGUCGUUGAUGAGAAAACGGGCGCACUCAAAGGUGCUGUAACAUUGGGUGAAUUAAUGCUAAAAACUGGAACAUUCAACGUCCAGGCAGAUCAGGAAAUUGGAAAAGCUAUUUUCAAACAAUUUCGUAAAAUUAAAAAGGACACUCACCUGGGACUUGCUUCUAGAAUCCUCGAAAAGGAUCCUUUUGCGGUUAUUGUUGAAUAUCGUGACAACGUAGAAAUUCCCGCUGGAAUUGUUACACGCAUGGAUUGUCCUCAUGUGCAAACAAUAUGGGAUAUAGAUCCUAAUUUUGAAAGUCCGGAUACUGAAUCGAGAUUGUGGGAAAAUACUGAACCUCCAAGUAGACCAUUUAAACCCGAACUUAAAAAAAUCCACCCAAAUAUUCUUCAUGCUAUUGGAUUUACACCUGUUGUGAAACUCAAUAAAAUUCCUCAAUCGUUGGGAAUUAAAUGUGACAUGUAUGCAAAAUGUGAAUUUCUCAAUCCUGGUGGAUCUGUGAAGGAUCGCAUUGGCUACCGCAUGGUUUUAGAUGCCGAAGAGAAGGGUCUCAUUAAGGAGGGUUCAACGAUUAUUGAACCAACUUCUGGAAAUACCGGAAUUGGCGUUGCUCUUGCAUGUGCCGUAAAAGGCUAUAAAUGCAUAAUUGUCAUGGCGGAAAAGAAUUCAAAUGAAAAAGUUGACACACUGAAGAUCCUGGGAGCUGAAAUUAUUCGUACUCCCACGGAAGCGGGAUAUUUAUCACCACAGGGAAUUUUCGCGGUGUCUCAGGAUCUCCAGAAAAAAAUCCCAAAUUCCGUAAUUAUGGGACAAUAUUCGAAUCCAAGUAAUUGGUUGGCACACAAGGAGGGAACGGGAUCUGAAUUACUUUGGCAAUUUGAUAAUGAUAUCGAUAUGGUUGUGGCUGGUGCAGGAACCGGAGGAACGGUCACGGGUAUUGGGAAGGCAUUGAAGGAGAAUUGCCCAAAAUGCAAAAUAGUUUCAUUUGAUCCUGAAGGAUCAAUUUUAGCAAGACCAGAAUUGCUUAAUCAAAGCGAUACAACUUUCUUUGAAGUGGAAGGUAUAGGAUAUGACUUUAUUCCUACAGUACUCAAGCAUGAUUUUGUCGAUAAAUGGUACAAGAGUAACGACUCUGAUGCAUUCCCUAUGUCAAGACGCUUAAUUGCCGAAGAAGGUCUUCUUUGCGGGGGAAGUAGUGGAGCAGCAAUGAGUAUUGCUUUAAAAGCUGCCAAGGACCUGAAAGAGGGGCAGAAGUGCGUUGUAAUUCUUCCAGAUGGAAUAAGAAAUUACAUGACAAAGUUCGUUUCCGACAAUUGGAUGCAAGUGAGAGGAUUUCUUCCGCUAGAAAAUAAGUGUGAACUUUGGUGGUGGAACAACCAUGCAGAUCAAGUUCCAACUGCUGAUUUAAAUGCCGUCAAAUCUUCGCAAACUCUUCAAAAAGCAACUGCGACCCUCCUAAACUUGGGGGUUGAUCAGCUUCCCGUUGAAACAGAUGAAGGAUACCUCUUAGGAAUUGUAACAACGGAAAUGUUAACGACUAAACUAUGUGAAGGGUCAAACGAUGAUUUUCCUGUUGCGAAAGCUCUAUUGAAGACUUUCCGAAAAGUACAAGGUUCAACUAAUCUUGGCCUAAUAUCAUGCAUUCUACAAAAGGAGCCUUUCGUUGUUGUAACAGAAGAAGUUCCAGUUCCAUGCUCAAAACCAAGAGAAAAAAUACAAAAACUUAUAACUAGAUCUGAGUUCUUAAGUUAUAUAUCAAAUUCUGACAAUUCUAGAAAUAAAUUAUAAUGAUAUUGUGCUGAAAAUUUUAGUUAAAUGUGUGUAUUAAAAUAAAUUAUUGUUCUUUUAUAAACAGAAAUGAAAGAGAAUUUAAAAAUUUGUAUGAUUAACAUUAUGUUCCACCUAAAUAUAAUUUUAUUUGAAUGAUGUGAAACAUUCUACGUAUCAUAGUAUAUUAUAAGUGCUUUUUUGUAUUACAUUAUGAAUUUUAAUUAAUAAAUAAAAUCAGCAGUUGACAAAA